Capsicum annuum is the source of this 440-nucleotide messenger RNA. Its product is annotated as non-specific lipid-transfer protein 2. Gene Ontology annotation, molecular function: lipid binding. Gene Ontology annotation, cellular component: membrane. The record is from RefSeq and is a predicted model, not a curated record. Gene Ontology annotation, biological process: lipid transport. Lineage: Eukaryota; Viridiplantae; Streptophyta; Magnoliopsida; Solanales; Solanaceae.
UCACUAGCUUUUGUAUCCAAUAAUCGAGUAACAAAUACAUCACAUUUAUAGUAUCCUCCAAUCCCCUACCCUCCUCAUACUACUCUGUAACUUUUUACAUUAAGCAUGGAAAUGGUAGGCAAGAUUGCAUGCGUUGUGCUUUUGUGCAUGGUGGUGGUUGCACCUCAUGCAGAGGCACUGACCUGUGGUCAGGUUCAGUCUAGAAUGACCCCUUGCCUCCCUUAUUUGACGGGUUCUGGUCCUCUUGGACGUUGCUGUGGUGGAGUUAAAGGUCUGUUGGGUGCAGCUAAGACCCCAGCAGAUAGAAAGACAGUAUGUACUUGUCUGAAAUCAGCAGCUGGCAGUAUUGGCGGCAUUAAUGUGCGCAAAGCUGCUGGUCUCCCUAAUAUGUGUGGCGUCAAUAUUCCUUACCAGAUCAGUCCUUCCACUGAUUGCACCAA